UAGGUUUUACUUUGAUUGUCUCUGUUUAUUUCAUCCAUUCAUGAUCACAAUUAUCUCCCAAAUGGGUUCUCCCAUAACAUUCUCAUGAAGCUCCAUCCAUGGAGGUAGGUAAGGAAAACCUCAUUCGCAGUACCUUAAGUGUUGCAACCAAUUCGCUUGGAGAGCCUUUCAUAUGUCAUAGCACAGCUAAUCAAAUCAGCUCCAAGGGAAUCUGGUUUGGAGAUGACCCACUUUUAUAUUCUCUCCCCAUUUUCUUGCUCCAACUUUUUCUCAUGUUCAUCUUCACCCAUUUCUUUUACAUUAUUCUCAAGCCUUUUGGUCAACCGGCUGUUGUUUCUCAAAUUCUUGGUGGUAUGACUUUAGGUCCUUCUAUUCUUGGACACAGUGCAACAUUUUCUGAGAAGGUUUUCCCAUUAAAAGAGAGAAGUGUGCUUGAUACAAUGACUUUUUUUGGAUUUAUGUUAUUCAUCUUCUUAAGUGGGGUAAAGAUAGAUCCAACCAUCACUUUUAGAUUAGGUAGAAGGAAUUGUGUUAUAGGAAUUGCAGGCUAUUUUGUUCCUUACAUUCUUGCCAAAGUGGUUUUCUGUAUCCUCAACCAUUCCUUAUCAUUUGAUAGUGAUACUUAUAGGAUGCUCUAUGUUGUGAUAGAACUUCAAUGUAUUGCAGCCUUUCCGGUAAUCACUCGCUUUCUUUCUGAACUUCAGAUCCUCAAUUCAGAGAUUGGGAGGAUGGCCGCUUCUUCUUCAUUAGUGGCUGAGGCUUGCUUCAUUGUAAACAUGACAUUAACAUUUUUUAUUAAGUUAUCUUUAACAAAGUCAAUAGUAGUAUCUAUUGGAUCUUUCUUGUCCUCCCUUGUACUUUUUUUGUUCGUCAUAUAUGUAGUUCACCCUGCUGCAUUAUGGGCAAUUCAACAAUCACCAGAAGGAAAACCUGUUGAAGAAAUUUACAUUUGUGCAGUUCUUGUAACACUAAUGAUUUGUGGACUCCUAGGUGAAAUCAUUGGCAUAAAUGCACUUGUUGUGUCUUUCUUUAUUGGGCUAGCUAUACCAGAUGGUCCGCCCUUGGGAGCAGCAUUGGUAGACAAGCUUGAUUGCUUUGUUUCUGUAGUGUGCAUACCUAUGCUUUUUAUCAUAGUUGGAUUAAGGACAAAUGUCUAUGCCAUACAGACCAAGAGGAACAUACUUGGAAUUCAAUUAAUCAUUUGCACUAUUUUUUGUGGCAAAAUUUUAGGGGCUUUGUUGCCUCUCCUUUACCUUAGGAUGCCAAUUCGAGAUGCCUUUGCUCUUGGUUUUAUAAUGAACAUCAAAGGCACGGUUGAAAUGGCCUUGUUGAUUACAUUGAAAUUGAAAGAUGUGGUGAAUGAUGAAUGCUUUACAAUUAUGGUUCUAAAUUUGCUUUUUGUAAGCGGGAUUGUUUCCCCUAUUGUAAAAAGUCUAUAUGAUCCUUCAAGGAGAUUUCUUGCUUACAAAAGGAGGACACUUAUGCAUCACAACAAUGAUGAACAGUUGCGCAUACUAGCUUGCAUUCAUAAACAAGAAAAUGUUCUGGGUAUUUUAAACCUCCUUUCUGCUUCCAAUCCCACUAAAGAAAGCCCUAUUGAUUUAGUUGUGCUCCAACUUAUUAAGCUUGUGGGGCGAUCUUCCUCUGUUCUUGUUGCACAUGUGCCGUGUAAGAAGUUCGGGGAACUUCCUACUUUAAGUGAACAGAUUUUUAACUCAUUCGACAAGUUUGAAGAUGCAUACAAGGGCAAGAUCACCAUACAUAGCUAUAAAGGCAUUUCUCCCUAUGCUACAAUGCAUAAUGAUGUGUGCUACUUGGCACUUGAAAAGAGAACAACUUUUAUUAUAUUACCCUUUCAUAAGCGAUGGAUAUUUGGAAGGACAACUGAGUCGUCUUUUCCUUUUCAGCAAAUUAACAAACAUGUUUUAGAGAAGGCUCCUUGCUCAGUUGGUGUCCUUAUUGAUCGUGGCAAUCAGAAGAUGUUUUGGUGUGGCCACACAAAGGAAUCAACCUAUCACGUGGCUGUGUUUUUCUUUGGGGGUGCAGAUGAUCGAGAAACACUUGCAUAUGCAAAGCGUAUGUUGGAUCAACCUUAUGUCUACAUUACGCUUUUUCAUUUUUCAUCUUCAACUGACAUUGUUGGAGGAACAGAAAGAAGCAAAAUGCUUGACACAGAAAUCUUAAGUGAAUUUAGGCUUAAGGCCUUCCGAAAUGAGAGAGUUUCUUUCAAAGAUGAGAUGAUAACGACUGGAAGAGAUUUACUUUCAGUUGUUGAAUACAUGGAGAGUUAUUAUGACCUUGUCCUGGUUGGGAGGAAGCAUGGUGAUUCAAAAGUAAUGUCAGAACUUAACAAAUGGAAGAAUGGGGAAUUGGGAGUUGUUGGAGAGAUUCUUGUCUCUUUAAAUGUUGGAGCCCAAACAUCUAUUUUAGUGGUGCAACAACAAACCAGAUAUUGGGGAUCACGUAAUCCAGAGGACUCUAUAAGAAAAGUAUAAGUAUAGCAAAAUUUAGGAUUUGACAGAAACAAUUAUGCAUAUACCUCAUGUACCUUUGAUAUAAAUUUGUAUACUUCCAAUUUUGAUUUUACCCUUCGUUUUGUAUUUUC
Molecule: messenger RNA, 2605 nt
Organism: Vigna angularis (adzuki bean)
Lineage: Eukaryota; Viridiplantae; Streptophyta; Magnoliopsida; Fabales; Fabaceae
Product: cation/H(+) antiporter 15
Exons: 3
Coding region: 99-2495 (798 amino acids)
Biological process (GO): proton transmembrane transport; regulation of pH
Cellular component (GO): endomembrane system; membrane
Molecular function (GO): antiporter activity
Source: RefSeq, a predicted model, not a curated record